AUGUUUUUCGACGAACGGAUUGUAACGCUGUUCAAGAAGAAUGCCCAUCACACGCUGACCUACUGGAGCGUUUUCUUCAGCUUCGGACUCUGCAUCGCUUUCCUCGGGCCGACCAUUUUGGACUUGCAAUGUCAAACCAACUCGACGCUCAGCCAGAUCACCUGGGUGUUCUUCGCCCAGCAGUUCUGCCUGUUGAUCGGCAGCUCUGUUGGCGGCAUUUUCAAACGGACGUUGUUCCGUGCUCUCGGCGCCUUAUUCGUCUCCGCUCUCGUCAUCUCUUUGAUAUUCGCCAUCAUCCCAUUUUGCAAUAAUGUCCUCCUGCUGGCCAUCGCCAUGGCUGUGUCCGGUUUGGCGAUGGGCAUCAUUGACACCAUAGCCAACAUCCAGCUGGUGACCAUCUAUCAGAAGGACUCUGCUGUUUUUUUACAGGCUCUUCACUUUUUCAUCGGGUUCGGAGCCCUGGUGAGCCCCCUGAUCGCAGAUUCCUUCCUCUCAGAGACAGGCUGCGGGAAUCACAUGGCGAACCAGACCGAGAUGAUUCAUCAUUUAAGGAGCAUGCUGAGGAACAGUCCCACUGCAGAGCACAACAUAACUCUACAACAUGAGGGAGGGGGCUGGGAACCCAGUGUGCACAAGGCUUUCUGGAUCAUGGCAUUUAUUAAUCUGCCUGUGCCACUGGCCGUGUUGUUCCUGAUGUAUCGGGAGCAGCUGAUCCCGUGUCUUCCCAGCAGCACUCCUCGCCUCCUGGAUAAAGAUGAACUGGCGAUGGAGAACCAGCAGGGGGCUGAGGGCCAGGAGGUGGAGCAGAAGGAACAUGAAGCAGGAGGUCAUGGGGAUAUCUUCAGUUGCUGUCAGAAUGAUAACCUGCGUGGUUUGCCAGCGUCCUUCUUCAUGAUUCAUAUCUUCGGUGGGCUGGUGCUCUUCAUGACUGACGGUAUUGUGGGUGUAUAUGCUGGCUUCGUGUACACGUACGCUGUGGAAGCUCAUGAGACACUGUCUCAUCAGACAGCAGGGUACCUGGCCAGUAUCUUUUGGGCAGCCAUCACCGCUGGACGCCUGUUGUCCAUUCCUCUGUCGUUUCGUAUCCAGCCCGUGAAGCUGCUCAUAAUCAACCUGGUGGGGGCCAUUGUUACUGUGCUGAUGCUGCUCAUUUUCUACAAGAGCAGCAUCUUCUUGUUUGUUGGUACCGGUUUAUGUGGGCUGUUCCUCAGCAGCAUCUUCCCCUCUAUGCUCGCCUACACUGAAGACAUCCUCGAUUACCAGGGAUGUGCAACCUCAGUCCUGGUGACAAGUGCAGGGAUGGGAGAGAUGGUGAUGCAGGUUCUCAUUGGCCAAAUCAUCCAGACUGAAGGCAGCUACAGCUUCCUGUUGUGUGGAGUGAUAAUCGCCUGCAUGGGAUUUAUCUUCUUCAUCGGGCUGCUGCUGUUCCAUCGAAUGCACAGAAAUUACCUAUUAGGAACAUCGAAAAAGUCCACCAUGGUGGAGGAACCGGCGGCAGCAGAGCAGAACGGAUCCGCCAAAACAGAAGCGAACAAGGAGAACGAGAGCAGCUGA
Messenger RNA from Hippoglossus stenolepis (Pacific halibut), 1554 nucleotides. RefSeq names its product major facilitator superfamily domain containing 4Ab (gene slc60a1b). Bases 1 to 1554 code for a protein of 517 amino acids. The record is from RefSeq and is a predicted model, not a curated record. The transcript is spliced from 10 exons. Gene Ontology annotation, biological process: transmembrane transport. NCBI's taxonomy places the organism in Eukaryota, Metazoa, Chordata, Actinopteri, Pleuronectiformes, Pleuronectidae.